UUCCUCAUUUUUGCUGGUCACUGCCAUGGCAUCAGAGUCUGCAGCUGCACCUGCCUCCAGUAGUGCCGUGAGGCGCCUGCGACGGGACCUGGAAGUGUUGCAGAAAUCCCGCAAUCCACAGAUCUUGGUUCGUCCUGCAGAGGACAACCUCUUAGAGUGGCACUUCGUUCUGCAUGCCUUGCCGGAGGAUACGCCCUACAGCAAGGGUUGCUACCAUGGCAAAGUGGUCUUUCCAGCAGAGUAUCCCCACGCCCCACCAGCCAUUUUGAUGAUGACGCCCAGUGGACGAUUGGAGACAGGAAAGCGGCUUUGCCUCAGCAUGACAGACUUUCAUCCAGAGAGCUGGAACCCUGCUUGGUCUGUUGAGACGAUCUUAGUGGGUUUGCUCUCAUUCUUCAUUUCUGACGAGAAAGGCUAUGGAUCAGUCAGAAGCUCUGAAGAGCAACGGAAACUCUUGGCAGAGAAGAGCUGGGAAAGCAAUGCAGGAUCUGCCGUUUUCAGGUCCCUUUUCCCUGAAUUUCUCCACAUGCCAGAGACUUCAGAGACUUCUGAACAGGAUGCCGGAGACCCAUCACCACCAGUGCCGGUUGAAGCACAAGUGUCACACGAGUCAUUUGAAGUGGCUCCCGAAGCCUUGGAAGAAGGGGUUGUCCCAGUUGUCCCUGUUUCAUCUGAGCAUCGAUCCGAGCGAUUGAAUAGUUCCUCUGAAUGCUGGAUUUGCCGCGACGUCACGGAUGAACCGCUGAUUCAGCCGUGCCGAUGUCGUGGUUCCAUGAGUGGAGUCCAUGCCAGUUGCGUGGAGGAGUGGAUUCGAAGCCAUCGGCGAACGGCACGUGAUGAUGCGCCCCCACGCUGCUCUGUGUGCCACCAGCCCUAUCAAGGCUCCGAGAGGUUGCCUCGAUUUAGGGAGUUUGUGUCGCACAGCUGCAGGGCGAUGGGAGCACAAUGUGGCAGAACGCUUCUCUUGGUCUUGGCAUUGAUGUUGUUUCAGGAGUGUGCGAUGGACCCAAAGCUGCCAAUCGCUGUGCGGGUGUUGGGCAUUUGCCUUUUUGCUCUGUUGGCGUUGUAUCGCUUUCUGAUUCUGAUGGUGUCGUUACCGCCACAUGGACAAGCACCUGAACAGCGCUGGCUGCAGCCCUUCUUUAUUGCUGAAACCAGGGAGUUGACAACGCACAUGGCAGAAGCUGCAGCAGCGAACACCGUUGUGAUUGGUUGGAGCCUUGUCGGUAUCAUCUCCUGGCCCUACGUCUUGGGUUUCUGCGUACUUCUUUUGCUCCUUGCGAUCAAGCUCCUGUUGAGGCAGCCAACCUGGAGAUGUUCGAGGGAGUGCUUCAUUCGCUAUGCUCGCGCCGUUGCAUACAUCGUCUUGUUUCCUGUGAUAUUGGUCUUUGCCAUCUGCGAGUUCCUCUGGAGAUACCCGCGAUCAUUGCAUCCUUUGGGUCCAGCUCCUCAUUUGGCGAUUUCCAUCGCAGUAAUUCCUCUGGCAAUGACCGUCAGCUCGAACCUGCCCCUGCUGAUCAUUUGGGGGAUCCACGUCUUGUUCCUGUUGGUCGGGCUGAUCGAGCUGUUUUUGGUAAAGCGCUGGCGCUGGAAGCGAGGGUUGGUUUGGGUCAUCGUCUUGCAGGUGUCCUUGAUGGGCUGUUACAUCAGCAACCUUUGCGAAUUCCCCAAAGGCAUUGGAAAUACGUCAACUUCGCAAAUCAUCAUUGCAGGAAGUUCUUGCAGUUGGCUGCUGUUGAUCGUGGUGCUGACGCUGAAGAUCAAUUGGGAGCUUUGCGUGCAGUACUACCGCACUUGGCAGCGGCGCCAUGGUAGUUUCACCCUUGAUCCCAGCGCUGCUCCCCAGAGCGCAACUGCCACUGCCUGACAGGAGAGCUGUGCUGCAAGACACGCAAGGUGAAG
Molecule: messenger RNA, 1902 nt
Organism: Cladocopium goreaui
Lineage: Eukaryota; Dinophyceae; Suessiales; Symbiodiniaceae
Source: the annotation of a GenBank genome assembly